GCGUAGGCACCGGUAUACCCGUGUAGAUCUGCUUUGUUGAGUAUAUCGAAGCCCGUAACAUAGGAUUCGUAGUCCGGUCAGAAUAGCUUCAGGCAAUUAAGAUUAAAUUGUCCCCUCUUGGCAGGGGUCCUUUCUGAAUUAGGCUGCGAGCUUAUCCCAGGUAGCUGUAGUUAUCGCCGAGCACGCAAUCUACCUACCCAGAUAGGUUGGUAUUGUACCGAGUAUUAAUUACCCGAAUAACAGGUUGACUCUUCUCGACGUCUGUGUUGAUUAAUUGAGUAUUUCUCGCGGUUCAUCAUAUCUAGAUGUUGGAGCUUGAGUCUCUACCAUGAAGAGCGAUGGAUCAAGUCAUCUUCAGAGACUAUGGUUGGGAUGCGGUUCCUUUCCGCUCCCAAUCUCUCUUUACUUCGAAGAGCGCCUAUGAAAAGAAUACUAUUUCGAACCUUCAAUGGGUUCACAGCUUUUCUGAUUUUGCCAAAGCUGGCUACCUACAACUUACUAUCACGGUUGCGUCCUUCUUUAUCAUUAUCAGAUAUUUACUUCACCGCCCCUACUCUAAGGUUUCUAAACCUGAAGGGAAUAUCCAAGGAAUAUCAUUACCGUUUGAGUUAUCCGGCCAGAUCUUUCGGGCUGCUUCUUUGGCCUUUGCGAUUGUUGCUGCUACCCAGAAUGCAGGCCGGUGGGCUGAUGUUACCGCCUUGGCCUAUGCCUUCAUUCUUGGAAUCUUGCGACUGAUCAAUGAUUUAGAGUGGAGACAUGUUGCCCUCCAUCACGUUAAUACCGUCCUUACUGGGUCUCUAUUCAUCCUUGCUGUAGAGGAACUUCUUCCGUAUAUCGAUACGGAUUUCUCUAGGAGCAUGAGUCCAAUAGUAAUCUGUAGUGUAUCAACUUUGACUGCUGCUGUUUUGGUAGCUCUUGUUACACCAAGAGAAUGGAUACCGCCAUCGUUGAGUCUCGAUUUCUACGAGGAAAUACCAAUUAAAGAACCCUCUCCCGAAGAGACCUGCAGUUGGUUGGAGUACUUCGUAACGUACGAAUGGCUUACGCCUCUAAUGAUCAGGGGUUUGCGUCGACAGGUGACUCUAGAUGAGCUUCCUGCACUCCCGUGGUAUGACGACCCGGAGCUUCUCCUUUCUAGGAUUAAGGAGGCACGCCGGAAAGGCAAGUCCACGCUCUGGACGCUGGCAUACUUCCUACCUAAGGAAAUUGCUGCUAUGAGCACCUGGGUUGCCUUCGCUUUCCUCUUCGAACUAAUAGCACCGUACGCUAUGUAUAAACUGCUUGGCUUCCUAACUAACCCCGAGAAGUCUCCAUUUCGACCCUGGGUUUGGCUGAUACUCCUAUUUAUCGGUCCAUUGUCGCGUUCUGUGUGCUAUCAACAAUACAUAUUCACUUCAACUCGUUUAGUUGUACGUGUCAGAACUGCAUUGACGCAAGAGUUAUACUAUAAAGCAAUGGACUCGAUGGAAUUAGACGACGAUGUGUUCGCUGAGAUUGCUACCGUGGGCAAAGGUGAAACAAUUAAGCAGGGUACUACUUCGACAGGACGUUUGGCAAACCUCAUGGGUGCUGAUAUAGAAUCCAUUAUAAGAGCUCGAGACAUCGUCCUCGUAGCCUGCGGAGUAUCGGUUGGAUCAAUCGUAGCUCUCUGGGGUCUGUAUAAAUUGUUAGACUGGUCAGCCCUCGUUGGCAUUGUUGUAAUGAUACUUCUUUCACCGUUUCCGAUUCUGAUCGGUCGGCGUAUGGUAGGUAUCCAACAUGACAUGAAGAGAAUACAAGACUCGAGAAUUUCAGCCAUUUCAGAGUACCUUGCCUCAAUUAGAGCGAUUAAGUAUUUCUCUUGGGAAGACGCUAUUAUCAACCGAGUCAACGAGAUUAGGCUCGGUGAACAAAAGAAGAUAUGGUCCCUAAAUAUCCUUUAUAUCGCCCUAAAUCAGCUUACUGAAGCUAUCCCCAACCUGUCACUGGUUCUCAUAUUUGCCUUGCAGGUACUAGCACGCAAAGAGCCCCUGACGGCAGAUGUCGCCUUCACAGCAAUAACAUUGGUCCGGACGCUGCGCCGAAACCUGUCGCAGGCAUCUCAAAUGUCACGAGGCAUCACCGCUGCGAGUGUCUCUAUCAAACGUCUAGACCGUUACUUCAAUAACACCACACCCUUGCGUUAUCAUCCAGUCGGCCCACUUCAUAUCAGUAAUGCUACUUUCAGGCGCAAUAAGAACGCAUCGUUUGCCUUGAAAGAUAUCUCGAUCGAUUUCGUCGAAGGUGGGUUAAAUGUAGUAACGGGCCCGAGCGGAAGUGGGAAGUCAACACUCCUCAUGUCGAUCCUGGGCGAGACCAUUCUUGAGAGCGGUGAAAUCACAUGCCCUAAGGAUAUCGCCUACGCGUCUCAGAGUCCUUGGUUGCAAAACGAGACGAUUCGCGAGAACAUUCUCUUCAACAGCCCCUUCGAACAGGUACGAUAUGACCGGGUGAUAAACGCCUGUGGCCUUCCGAUCGACUUUAACGAGUUCCCGGAACGAGACGGUACUGAAGUCGGCGAGAACGGGGCCUCUCUAUCCGGAGGUCAAAAGUCCCGAGUUGCUCUCGCACGAGCACUUUACUCGAAGGCCUCCGUAAUCCUACUAGAUGACGUAUUUUCUGCUUUGGAUUCUAAGACGUCGGCGUUGUUGUGGGAGGAAGCGUUUUGCGGAGAUCUACUCAAAGGGAGAACUACUGUACUUGUUACCCAAAUGCCAUGGAUCACGCCUCAGGCGGACCUCUCAAUAACUCUAGAAAAUGGCUUGGUCAAGAAUAUUGAACAGAAUCUCGGCGUCGUUCGGAAAUCCGUGACACUAAAUUCAACGGCUCUCGAUGAUGGCAAUGUUGACGUGACCGCGGAAACGGCUGCUUCUAACGUUGCCGAGGGCAACGGCGCAACUACUAAUGGAAAGAAGCCUAAUGGCGACAUAAAGAGCUCUCAAGAUAGAAACCGGGAUGAAGUAACGCAGGAGGCUUUGAAGACUGGACAGACAGCUCGUCUACAAUUCUUCCAAUAUAUGCGGCUCUUUGGAAACCCUUUUUAUGCUAUACUUGCCAUCAUAAUGAGUACCCUUUCUACUGCCACGUUUGUGGGAACGGGACUGUGGAUUGCAGUCUGGGUUGACGCGUACGGGAGAGAUGACGCAUACGAUAUUGGAUUCUACCUUGGAAUAUAUGCGUUAUGGAGUCUUGCAGACGUCAUUUUCAAUGGGUUAACCUACAUCGCAUAUGAGAACGGCGGUUGGUAUGCUGCGCGGUCACUACACUCUACAUUUAUAAAAGCUGUGAUGAGUGUUCCCCUCUCCUGGUACAAGGCAACGCCUGUUGGUCGAGUUGUCAACCGGUUCUCGCGGGACAUGGACUCCAUCGAUACAACGUUGGCUGGUAUGCUCCGACUAUGUGUCGAGAUGGUCACACGGCUCGGGUUCCAAAUUGCAGCCGUCGGUUCCGUGCUUCCCAUCUUCAUGUUACCCGCCGCCGCCUGUUGCGCCGUUGGGAUUGCCGCGGGAGAAAUGUACACGAGAACUUCUGUAGCGAUCAAGCGGCUGGUAGCAUCUUCACAGUCGCCUCUGUUCGCUCAGUUUGCUGAUAGUCUAGCUGGUCUCGCCGUGAUCCGCGCUCGCGUAAAUAUGCCCCAAAUCUUCGGUGAUCAACUAGCAGACAAGUUACGGGUGUUCGAGAAGGCCUGCGAAGCCCAGUACAAUUGUAACCGAUGGGUGGCGCUUAAGGUCGAUAUGGCUACCACCCUGGUCACAGUCGCCGCGGGUGCUAUUGCUGUAUCCCAAGCAGGUCUUGUAGCAGCUGGACUUGUCGGGUUUUCGUUAACAAACGCGACGACGCUCAGCCAGCUUAUCAUAUUCCUUGUGAGGUCAAGUAAUGAGCUGGAAAUCGAGUUACAGAGUUUCCAUCGGGUUCGAGAAUAUGCUGCUGUCAAACCCGAGGAGAACCCGGAUGAGUACAAAAGCGUUGGCGAACACUCUGACAAUCCCGAAUCCGUCUUGCCUGAGAACUGGCCGACAAGCGGACAGGUCGAGUUCCGUAAUGUAACUAUCAAAUACGAUGUAGAUGGGCCGGAAAUCUUGAAGAACAUUAACCUCAAAUUUGCCGCCGGCGAGAGAGUUGCCGUCGUCGGACGUACUGGGUCUGGAAAGAGCACCUUGGUUUUAUCUUUGCUGCGUUUCACGAAUAUUGUUUCGGGGCAAAUACUCUUCGACGGUGUGGAUAUCACCAAGUUUCCACGCAGGAAGCUCCGAGAAGCACUUACGAUUAUCCCUCAAGAAGCAGUCCUGUUUAACGGAGACGUGCGAUCCAAUCUAAACCCAACAGGAAAGAUUCCCCCAGAGACGCUGGAGAAAGCCCUCCAGUACUGUAGCGGGAUCGCUUCUUUCCAGUUCCAUCAGAACGGAGAACAAGCACAAAACGGCAAUGGUCGUUCUAACGGGCUAAACGGUGCCUACUCCGACGACGUGCCGAGUGAUAUAGGAAUCACUCUUUCGACACCAGUGAAGCCUAAAGGAGAGAAUUUCUCUCACGGCCAACGACAGGUACUCUCGCUCUGUAGGGCUUUGGUACGCAAAAGCAAGUUGCUGCUAUUAGAUGAGGCGACUGCAAGCAUGGACUACGAGACCGAUCAAGGGAUCCAAGAAGUCCUAAGGAAAGAACUGAAUGAGCACGGGAGGGAUAGGACGCUAGUCACCAUCGCACAUCGCCUGAAGACAAUCAUUGACUACGAUCGCGUGGUAGUUAUGAGUGCCGGCACAGCCGUAGAGGUCGGAAGCCCAAAAGAGCUCUAUGAGGCCAAGGGACAAUUUUACGAUAUGAUGAAGCAUAGUGGGGAGUUUGAGGAUCUAGAGAAGUUCCUUACCGCCAAGGACUAGGACGGUUUCUUUUUUCGGGUCAACACAGAAUAUAGAGAUGGACGUAUAUAAAUUUGAAUAGCUCCAAUGCCGAUAGAUAAAGAGUAUUAAAUACAAGUUCAGGGUAUCAAUGUUAUCUACCUAGUUACCCCUUUAAUUCCUAGUUAUAGGAUAAUGUUUUAACUAUAGGAUAACUUCGGGUGAUUAGGUGAAGUCGAAGUGUGGCAACAUGGGCUUCCGCGCUUAACAAAGGAUUUGUAUAAUUAAAAAAAGCUGCUCUCUUCCGAUCUGGUCUGCUGUCGGUUUGAUUUACGCCGG
Daldinia decipiens is the source of this 5192-nucleotide messenger RNA. RefSeq names its product P-loop containing nucleoside triphosphate hydrolase protein. Gene Ontology annotation, biological process: transmembrane transport. The record is from RefSeq and is a predicted model, not a curated record. Gene Ontology annotation, molecular function: ATP binding; ATP hydrolysis activity; ABC-type peptide transporter activity. The transcript is spliced from 11 exons. Bases 339 to 4895 code for a protein of 1518 amino acids. Gene Ontology annotation, cellular component: fungal-type vacuole; membrane. Lineage: Eukaryota; Fungi; Ascomycota; Sordariomycetes; Xylariales; Hypoxylaceae.